UUUCUCUCUCUUUCUCUCUCUCUCUUUCUCUGCUCCCCCGAUCUCGCUUUCUCUCUCUCUCUCCCGGUGAAGCAGGCGCUCAGCAGUGGGAUGGAUUCUGACUACUAAAGAGAGAGUCGGAGUGAGGGAGGGGGAACAGGCAGCAGGCUCGCAGCUUGCUUGUGAAAGAGAGCUAAAGGAAGGGAUUCAGACACCAGCGUAUAAAUCUACAGACGCCGAUCUGGAUGAAGAAAUGCGCUUGCGUUGCAGCCGAGACUAACGUGGCUUUUCACAGCAUCCAGAGGUACUCCUCAUUGUUGUUCAUUGUGGUUCUUAGAGAAACGAGACACAAGAAGCGGGAAGGCAUUGAAGCCCCCAGUUGUCUAACAAGAGGUGGGCUUGGGGGAGGUCUAUGACCCUUCAUUUUCGCUUGACGAGAAGCUUUGGGGGAAGAGCCAAGUGCAGAGAACGCGAAGAAGGUGGCAACCUUCUCAGAGCUGAGAACAUCAUACAUCCACCUUUUUUAAAUCUUCCCAUUCAUAAAUCCUCUGCAUCUCAUUGUGGGAGAGAUGUAGAGCUGGUCCUUCUGGAUGGAUGAGGAAGGGGCUGGUUGGGUGCUGAAGCUCAUUUCCUCUCGCGCUUUCUUUCGCAGUACCAUCUCCGCUCUUUUGCUUGUUUGCUCAUUUUUAUUUGCUUAUUGUUUUCUGACUGUACUUUCCUUUUAUGGUGCCUAACAGCACUGCGUUGAAACUGUGAAUGGUGGGCUUUUUCUCAUUGGAUUGAAGGUUUGAAGGCUUUCGUGGUGUUGGGUUCUGCCUGAAUGCACAGAUGAUAUCAGCAGAAAACAGAAGAGGAGCCUGUGAGAAAAGAGGUACACUGGAUUAUGUGAAGCACCAACAAGCACCACUUAAUUCUAUAGACUCUAUAGACAGGUCUAAAUCUAAGAAAACAGCGCUAGUUGUUAUUACAACGCUUUUCCCCAUACUUGCCAAAGCUUUUUCAAGCACUGUUGAAGAGGAGCACUGACGACUCUCUCUGACGACUUAUCUUUCAUUAUCUUUAUCUGCUGUGAGUAAACACUAAGUUCUAAUCAAGAACAGAAAAGCGAUGACAGCCAUGAAGGGGGAUUCAGAGGACAGCAUUGAGAGCAUCAGGCCUUCCAACUUGCAAGCCUUUGCCAACUCCUCCACACUGCAUGGCAUGAGCCACAUUUUCGCCUACGGACACAUGACAUUUCGCCGGCUCCUGUGGACUCUCUCGUUUCUGGGCUCCCUAGGACUGCUACUGGUGGUAUGCAUGGACAGGGUAUCCUACUAUCUUCAGUUCCCUCACGUCACCAAACUGGACGAAGUGGCGGCACCCAACCUUACCUUUCCUGCUGUCACUUUCUGCAAUCUCAACGAGUUCCGCUUCUCCAAGAUCACGAAGAACGAUCUCUACCAUGUUGGGGAACUGCUAGCCCUGCUUAAUGAAAACUACCAGAUUGCUAACCCACAUCUAGCAGAGCCAGAGGUCCUCGCUGCUUUGAAGGAAAAGGGCAACUUCGUCAACUUCAAGCCUAAGCAGUUUAACAUGACUGAUUUCUACAACCGCACAGGCCAUGACAUCAAUGAGAUGCUUCUUCAGUGCACCUUCCGAGGGGAGGACUGCUACCCUUUUAACUUCUCCACUAUUUAUACAAGAUAUGGCAAGUGCUACACCUUUAACUCAGGCUUGGAUGGCAACCCCCUGCUGACGACCUUAAAAGGUGGAACAGGCAACGGUCUGGAGAUAAUGCUGGACAUUCAGCAGGAUGAGUAUCUGCCAGUGUGGGGAGACACAGACGAAACCUCGUAUGAAGCAGGCAUCAAAGUUCAGAUCCACAGCCAGGAUGAGCCGCCCUUCAUAGACCAGCUGGGAUUUGGUGUGGCCCCUGGUUUUCAGACUUUUGUGUCUUGUCAGCAACAACUGCUUCAGUACCUUCCACCACCCUGGGGCGACUGCAAGUCAACUCCCAUCGAUUCUGAGUUCUUCUCCACCUACAGCAUAACAGCCUGUCGUAUUGACUGUGAAACCCGCUAUCUGCUGGAGAACUGCAACUGCAGGAUGGUUCACAUGCCAGGUACCUCCACAGUGUGCACACCAGAGCAGUAUAAGGACUGUGCAGACCCGGCGCUGGAUUUUCUUGUGGAGAAAGACAACGAUUACUGUGUGUGUCAGACACCCUGCAACAUGACCCGAUACGGCAAGGAGCUGUCGAUGGUAAAAAUACCCAGCAAAGCUUCCGCCAAAUACCUGGCCAAGAAGUUCAACAAAACUGAGCAGUACAUCGGAGACAACAUUCUAGUUCUAGAUAUCUUUUUUGAGGCUCUGAACUAUGAAAAGAUUGAGCAGAAGAAAGCAUAUGAAGUGGCUGGAUUGCUUGGUGACAUUGGGGGUCAGAUGGGUCUGUUUAUAGGAGCGAGUGUCCUGACAAUACUGGAAAUAUUCGACUACUUGUAUGAGGUAUUUAAGGACAAAGUGUUGGGCUACUUUCUACGCAAGGGAAGGCCACGCCGGAGCGCAAGUGAUAAUCUGGACUACCCCGAGAACCCCACCAGCCCUGCUGUCACGCCUAAUCAUGUCCCCAGCUUUCAUGACGGAGAUGAUGUUUUGCACAAGUUCAGAGCACAUGCGACACACUCCGGAGUCACUCGGACAGCCUCGGAUUCGCGCCGAACAUGCUACCUAGUCACCCGACUGUAGGCAACUUCGAGGAGUUCGCCUGUUGAUGAUGCGGGACGCGGGGCGCGACGAGGACGGUUAGGUCUAGUCUGACAGCAAACUGUGAUAUAACUUGUAUACUCCAAACUGUGUGUAAGUUCACCAAACAGAACAUGAUGACUAGCUCAGUCAGUCAAUCAGUCAAUAAAUCAACACCCGAAUACGAACAAAUCUCUUUCUCUCUCUCCAUAAAGUACAAAUAGGCAACACUUCCAAAACAAAACUCAGGUUUUAUCAGCAUAACUCAGUAUCAUCUUAAAGCCACCUGUUUGUUUCAUGUUGUGAAAAUGCUAGUAAACUGUUAAUAAAUAUAACAAAAAAAAUCAAUUCAUAUACUCAGAGAGUUUUGACUUUCAGUCAGGGACGGAUUAUUAAUCGAUCCUACUGGGCAAAUGCCUAUGAGCCCAACAAGGACCCCUCAACAAGAUUGUCAAUGUGUACUGGUAGUCAAUGUUACAACCUCUGGUUGUAAUUUUCCUUUUGGUGUGCUCGCUUGUGCUGUUUUUUAAUUCAGCCUUCCUGUUGGUGCAGAACUGUGAUUGGCAAAACAGGGACACUCUUAUACACUUCAUUUUUUGCAGAAUGUCAAAAAGGGUCAUCAAAGUCUGUUUACUUUGUGUACAGUAGUAAUAUAGAUUACAACUGCAGUAACAAUAAACUAAAAUAUGCUCAUUUACGUACAGGGUGUCACAGUAUUUGUGAGGAGAGGAGAAAUUUGCUUUAAUAAUAAAUUUAUGAACACAACACAAAUAAAUUGAAGUGCUGUGGAGCUGUACAUUAAAAUGUAAUCCAAUGCCUUCCAAAGAAGAGGCGCUGCAUCUGUGGCUGAAGGCACUAGAUUUAUAACAUUCACACAAACGUCGCUUAUACGUCUGCUCUUGGAAAUACCAACACCAGGACAUGGCUUGGUUAUGAUGCUCCAAUUAAGUCGACACAAUGGGUGUGUUUGUGAGGUUUACCCUCUAUAGGCACUCAUGCUCUCGAGCUCAUAGAUAAGCUAUUAAUCUCUGAAGACCCUGUGUCCUCAAAAAAGGACAAUAUAUUUCUGAUUCUUUGCACCAAGACACUUCAUUUUUUGAAAUGUUGACUCUUCUUUGGUCUCAUAUGGAGACACUGCCCGAACCUCUUAGUGAUCACAUGAAAACUCAAUUGAUUGGGGACAAAAUGGCGAGACUGUCAAAAGUUUUAUAUUUGAAACUAUGUUCGAAAAUGUAUUUAUGUACAAUAACAUCUCUAGCUUCAUAUGGCUUGGCAGAAUCUAGGUUAAGCUAGCAUCUUCUCCAACAGACUCACAGCACCUGAUGAAACUGUUCAACCAAGUUCCCUUCACUGAAUAAUAAUAGCAGACACAAAGACGUUAAAGUGGAGGUUUUAAAUUAAGCUCCUUCAACCACAGAUGCAGCUCCUCUUCAUUGGAAGGUGGUAGAUAUACAAUUAGUAGCUAUGCUGUGUCCCUGCAGCACUGUGUUGAGCUGUGAAGCUAGUUAGCUACAGCUCUAAAUAAUGUUUUAUAUCCUGUUGGAAUGUUAGGUUAGCAUAUCUAGCUACUUUAUGAUUAGUGAUCACAGUAGUAGCUACUUCAGACUGCAUUCACUUGAAAUACAAUACAACCAUAAACCAUAUGACUAUAAAACAAGCAUGACCUAGAAGAGAGAUAUAAAGCAUCUAAAAAAAAAGCUGGAACUGAUGUGACAGUAUUUUAUAUUAUAUUGUUUUAUAUUGAUACCAUAUAUUGUUUCAAAAAAAUAAUACAGGCCUUUUUGUAGUGAACGCAGCUCCUGGCCAAUCACAGGUCUGCAUCUACAGAAAGACUAAACAUGAAAAUAGAACACGCAGACACACCAAAAUGAGAAUUACCACCAGGGUACAACUACUUGUACCUUAGCUAACACGCACCACCUACCUACCAAGACAUUGACUUAAGAAACAUGAACCACUGAAUGCAUUGUCACAGAAUUUUAAAAUACGUUUUUUUAAUCUUGUGUGCCGUUCCCCCAUCUCUGCGCCCUCGGCCUCGCAUGACAGUGCCUCUUCAUUGGUCACUGGAUAAGAGAAUUGUUUCACGACCUUUUUUUUUUUUGCCUCGAAAUUUUUUAGUUCCUCGAUUUUUUUUAGAUUUAAGCAUCCAGUGUGUCCAGACUAAGAUUCAUCUGUACAGAUCUGCUAUUUGAUGAACAGGAUAGAUCAGAUUGAGGAACACAGGGCUGUAUUGGUUUGUGUGGAUGGACUGGGGGGUUCUGCAUUGGUUUAUGCCCAGGGGCCCAUGAUUUAUUAAUCCGUCCCUGCUUUCAGUGAUUCUUGUGUACCAAAAAGCAGCAUUAUUAUUGAGAGACCGCCACUGAUGGAUUAAAAGUAACCUGGAUAAAUGAAGGCACACCAUUGCACAAAAUAAAAGACGUCAGAGGAGGUGAAUUUAUGGCGGUGACAUAUCCAUUAGUCAACAAGCGGCAGAUUUUACCAUCAUUUGCUCAACGCGCCUCAUCCUUAUUGAACUGCUCUUGACUAUAGUGUUCAAAAACCUCAAAAAUCGUCCAAGUCGUCCAAAAAUGUUUGUCUGUUCACAUGACGUAUAUAUAUUUAAAGUGCAAUAAUAUGCAUAAUGUGUUAGAAUAACAAAUGUAUUACCCUUAAGUCUUAACUAUUAGUUGUUGAGGAAGAGAAAGGUGAGGUUCUGGUUCUUUGUGUGAACAGUAUUUUACGUUUGUUCUUGAUUGUAUUUCUGUUUGUCUGUUCAUUUUGAUAUACCUAUAUAUACUCUGGUAUUAUGAAACACAUGAAAUACAUAAAAUGAGACUUAUAUGAGCAGUUGGUCAUAAUUUUGUUUGGGUGGUCUGAAAGAUCCAGGUUCUAGCUCUGUAUCCACUUUUUAAAUCCUUGUGAAACGUCAUUAUCAGUGAUGGCCUGAUGACAAAUGUGACACGUCCAAAGCUGACCCAACCAAACCUGUGAAUAAAGCAGUAAAUCAUGCGCUCAUUAGACGUCAUUAGAGCUCUGUUUUAGUCCAGUUUUCCCACUCAUCUGUCCCUCAGUCUGCUGUCUGUGAGUAAUGGCGAAUGGCUGGUGUGUUACUAGCUGCGUGUAUUUAUUAAAGGCCUAUAUCAGCAACACAAUAUAAAGCAAACAUUGAGAUUAAAGAGUAAUUUAUAGACUUUAUUGCUGAAUACCCCUGGGAUCGCUUUAGUCAGUCAUAAUCUCUUCCUCACAGCUUUUACAAAUACUGUUUCAGGCUCACCUCUCACAAUCUGGACGUACAUUUGUGGUGAAUUCCAGAAUUCACAGCAAGUGUGCGUCUUGCUCACUAUCCUGCAUGCACACCUCAUCUCCUGCACAAAAUAAAAAAAUGAAGAAGCCACGUAGGCCUGCCACAUGCUCAGAGCGUAGCAAUAGAGUGAGGGAUAGUAUCACACACAUCCACCCUCUUUUGAGUUUGCUUCUGCAUUCAGCUACACUGUAUAUUUGCAUUGUUUUAUAUUUACAAUUAUGAGGAGAUUUCUAGCACAUAUAUCCACAUUUUAAAACAGUCGGUUGUGAAGUGUAAAUCAACCUAUAUAAUAAACAUUCUAUUUAACCAUCUCUUAAUGA
This is a messenger RNA of Astyanax mexicanus (Mexican tetra), 6303 nucleotides long. It is a transcript of the gene asic1c, whose product is annotated as acid-sensing (proton-gated) ion channel 1c. The coding region runs from base 1087 to 2703 and encodes 538 amino acids. The transcript is spliced from 12 exons. Gene Ontology annotation, cellular component: membrane. Gene Ontology annotation, biological process: sodium ion transmembrane transport. Lineage: Eukaryota; Metazoa; Chordata; Actinopteri; Characiformes; Acestrorhamphidae. The record is from RefSeq and is a predicted model, not a curated record.